This is a messenger RNA of Ylistrum balloti, 4291 nucleotides long. Its product is annotated as forkhead-associated domain-containing protein 1-like. The coding region runs from base 1 to 4221 and encodes 1406 amino acids. Gene Ontology annotation, molecular function: protein binding. The transcript is spliced from 24 exons. Lineage: Eukaryota; Metazoa; Mollusca; Bivalvia; Pectinida; Pectinidae. The record is from RefSeq and is a predicted model, not a curated record.
AUGAAAGCAUUUUUGAAAGGAAGUGACAAUACAGUGUUUUCACUGUCACCAAAAGUGACAACACUCGGCCGUGAAGGAUGUGACGUUCCACUGCAGACAUCCGGAGUUGACCAGCAGCAUGCUGUGAUAGAGUAUCAUGAACAGGAAGAUUGUUAUGUCCUUCAGGACCUCAACACUGCCCAGGGAACCUACGUCAACGACUGUCGGGUACAGAAUGCCAUAGUGAGGCUAGCACCAGGUGACAUCAUCAAAUUUGGAUAUGGUGGCAUACCGUAUGAACUGAACAUAGAAAAUCCACCACCUAUUGCAUAUCCUCCUGUACAACAACGUCCAGCAUGGAGUCAACCCCUCACCCUCCUCUCUGACACGACAAAUUUCGUCCAGGCGGACAUGCAGCCAACUAUGACCCAAGCCCAGGGAUCAAUGAAUCUGCCUUACUUAUCUACUGGUACAGCUACCAUUACAAUUCCAUCAGCUGUGUGGACACCUUCAAAUCAGCCUGUACCUCGUCCUCCUGUUUCGCUUCGUGCACGACCCCUCAGUGCAGGAUCAGCUAGGCCUCUAUCUGCGGGAUCAGCUGCAGGAUCAGCUGCGGGAUCAGCUCGCAGGGUUGGUGGAACGUUUGACAGGGUGCAGACUUUCACUUCUCCAGUCCAGUCGCCAGUAACUUCACAGAGAUCUGUUGGUGUAUCAGGAGGAUGGACCAACGGACUAGACAGAAGACCAACACCUCCUGUAUCAGUUCCCAUGGGAGGUGUCCCAGAAGCUAUGAGGCUACAAGAAAAGGAACAGAAAAUAAUUGCACUGACAGAGGAAGUAUCAAGACUUCGUUCCAUGGAGGUGGAGGCAUUUCGUAAGGAACAAUUGGUACAGCAUCUGCAACAACAGAUCGCAGAGCUCCAGCAUCGUGUUACCACACAGGGGCCGCUCAUCAUGGGUGGUGAUACAGACCUGUCCCAGCGCGUUAUUGCACUAGAGAAUGAACUUACCAACAAAAACAUGGAGAUGAUUUCCAUGAAGGAACAGUUGACCAGUGCCCAGUUAGAGCGACCCUCUAGUCCACCAGUUAUGACAGAUGAACUCUCUCUCAAGCUUAAAGAAUUAAAUAAUGUGAAAAAUGAGUUGGAGAGAGUUAAGAAGGACAAGGGUAUUACCUCUGGGCUGGUUACACAAAUGCAGAGAGAUUUGUCAAGUAAAGAUUCUACCAUCAGCAAACUGACUCGGGAAAUUGAGAUGCUGAAAAAGGAACUACGUGAAAAAGAGGGUUAUGUGUCUACAAUGACUGCCAAGGUCAACAAGCUCAAGGACACAAGCAAGUCAACUGAGGAAAGGGAUGCUCGUGAGAAAGAACUCAUCAGUCUUAGACAGAAAUUCAAGUCAACUGAGAACAAGAUCCAGGAGCACCAAGAUCUCAUUAGUAAACUCAAGGAAGAACUGGAGAAAACCAAGCUGUCUGUAUUUGAGGAGAAACAGAUUCAGAAGAAAACACAGAUCCAGAUGGAUCAGACCAAAGCCGAACUUGUUGAUGUCCAACGGACAGAACGAGUGGUCAGAGUGGACCUGGAACAGGCCACAAAACGGCUGGAACGUUUCCGUAACAGAGUGAUUCAGGUGACAUACUCCACACCAGGAAUUAAGGCUCCAGAGACAGAAAUUGGUGACGAUGAACUCAUUGAAACCCUCAAAAAGAUUGUUGAUGAAAGGACAUCAUUCUUCCAGAAGGUUAAAGACCUAGAGAUUCAGCUGAAGUCAACAGAUUCUGCCCAGGACAGCUUCAAAAAGACCUCUGCAGAUCUACGCAACAAACUCAACAGCAUUAUUACACAUCUGAAGACAAAUGGAUUCAAUGUUACCUCACUGAAACAGGAACUAGACUUGCUCAAUUCAGUUGUGACGUCAGACACUCUAGUCUGGGUCCGAGACUCAUUGGUUGACCUUAUUAAGAGCACGUUGUCAUGGGAACAAUCGAUUGAAGCUUCACUAGAGCAGUGUGGUGUCAAUGUUAAAUUAUCUAAUGAUGAACCUGGAAAACACAUCCUUUUGUUGUUUGCCAAGUGGGAGUCAUCUAUUAGUGAGAAAGAGAGACUGAUGGCCCAGAUCAGUCAAGUGGAAAAGCAAUAUAAGGAAGAACUUGCUAGCAACCGUACCAUGGCAGAAGAGGAUUCAGAGAACCGUGUCCGGGAUGCCAUUGAACGAACCAGGCUUGAAGCUGAAGAGAAGUUGAAUCGGGCAUUAGAGGAAGUUCGCGCUGUGGAGGAAGAGAAACUGGACAAUGCUGUAAGGGAGGAGAGACAAAGGGUGGAACAGCUAGAGCAGAGCCUGGAACAGCUACAGGAGACAUUCACCAAUCAGCAGGGUGAUGUGCGAUCCCAGGCAGAGGAGACGAGUCAGAUGAUAGUGAAACUGGAGGAGUAUGCCUCACUGGAGACAUCACUAAGGGAACAGGUCGCUGCACUAGAAGCAAGGUGUGCAGAGUUUGAGGAAAAGCUGGCCCAAGAAGGGCUGAAUCGGGACAAGAAAUAUGAACAGGACAUUCAGUCCUACAAAGAGCAGAAUAAACAACAUGGAGUCACCAUCUGUGCCAUGGAGGAGAGACUGGUGAAAAUGACCAAGAGAGCCAAAGAAUAUCAAGAUGAGGUCUCGACCUACAAGAAAACAAUACAUGAAUUACGAGGCGAGCUAACAGCAUUGAAGAGUAAACCCAUGCCAAAGCCAACACCACCUCCCAAACCAAAGGUCAUUGUACAGAAACCAUCAGAAGACUUUGUGGCAAUGGAGAACCUUAUUGUUAUUCUAAGGAAAGAGUCUACAGAGCUGAAGAGUAAGAUACAGGACCAGGAAGAUGUAAUACUUGGUUUGAGGCGAGACUUAGCUGGAGCUCAUGCCAGAUUGUCAGAUAUUACAGGUGAACUAAGUGAGACUCAAAAACGUGAAAAUGAGAAAAAUAAGGAGCUUCUUAUACAGCGUGAGAGAGAACUAACCGACGUCCGACAGCAGCUAGCCAAACUGUCAAAGAUCAUAGACAAACAAAAGGAGGAGCUGAAGUCGCUGGAGUGCAGUCUAAGUAAAGAGAAAUCAUUCUCCCAGAAAUAUAAGUCCAACAUGACAGAAAACAUGGACAAGAUCAGAGCCCUAGAAACAGCUCUGGAGUUGGAGAAAGAGGAACAGAAAAACCAACUCUCACUGCUGGAUCAGGAGGGUCGAAUCACAUCAGAGAUGACUGCCCUUGGUGCUCAGUGUCGUGGAGAGCGACACGAACAGGUCAUCAUGAGACAACGGGAAGCCUUGUCUGAACUAAGAUCUCGAAUCAAAUCUCUGGAGGUAUCAAAACCACCGUUACCGACCCAGGACCAUGCACUUCAGCAAGUGAUUAUGCUCAAGAAAGAGCUUGCUGAAAUGAGGGCCAAUCAGGCUCUGUCUGAGGACAAGGUGGCAUUAGGAUCACUGGACCGUGAAGUUAGUCGAGCCCGUGGUCUGUUGGGUAACUCUAACCCUGAGGCAGACAUGGAGAGAAGUGCACACAGAGAGACCAUGGAUGCCUUAGACAGCAGUGAAAACACUUACCUCACAUUACUGCGAGCAGUGGCCAGCUGUCUUGAGCUGGAGAGUGUUGACGGACUGCGUCCGAUUGGCCACAUUCCCCGUGAUGAGAGAGAGCGACUCAUGAUGGAACGUGAAAAUUCCUGUCAACUUGUAGCAAAUCGUAUCAGAGUGUUGAAGGAACGAGUGUCGAGAAAGGAUGAACUACUGCAGGGAUAUGAGAGGGAUCUGGUCAAGAUGAGGCAAUCUCAAGAACUGGCAGAAAGAAAAGCAACACAAGUGGAAAAUCUGGUUUCUGAUGUUAAGACGAAGGCAGAAGAGACCCAAUAUUUACGAGAAUCUCUUAAUCGUACCCGAGAUCGACUAGAUCAGGAGAAACGCCUCAACACAGCAAUAAAACAAAGAAAGACUUUCCACUUGGAGAAUGAGCGAGCACACAUCCCCAGUUCAAGGCCUGGAUCUUACUCUAGUCAUAAAUGUUCUAAUAUGGAUAUUAUGGGAAAGAAUGCUGCUAAGAAGAGACAGCAGAAAGAUAUGAUGAAACGAAAGAAUUAUGAGAUCCAUACCCUAAAGACAGAAUUAGUUGACAAAGAGAAAUCUCUGUGUGAUACAGAGUACAGACUAGCCACACUUGAAAAUAGCAUGGGACUUGAAAGACAAGCAGAGAUUGUAGAAAGUUAACCAAAAUUAGAAAUGAUAAAUAUGUAUAUUAGUGACACAUGACUAUAUAAGGAUAUACAAACAUUCACAA